This is a messenger RNA of Adineta ricciae, 903 nucleotides long. NCBI's taxonomy places the organism in Eukaryota, Metazoa, Rotifera, Eurotatoria, Adinetida, Adinetidae. The record is from the annotation of a GenBank genome assembly.
AUGUCACGUGAAGACCGCGAACCAGAUGAAUUGUUUGAAAUUCGCACGAAUUUCUACACAGGCAAUUACCAACAGGUCAUCAAUGAAGCAACUAAACUCAAAGUUCCUCAAAAUCUACAAACGGAAAAAGAUCUUUUCAUGUAUCGUUCUUACAUCGCUCAGAAGAAAUUUGGUGUAGUUCUUGACGAAAUUCGUCCGAAUGCCUCUCAAGAAGAGCUAGUCGCCGUUCGAUUACUAGCUGAUUACCUUGCAAACGAAUCUAAACGUGAUACUAUUCUCCGUGAACUUGAUGGCAAGAUGGGUGGAAAUGUCAAAAACUCAUUCUGUUUAUUGAUGGCAGCUUAUAUGUAUUACCUUAGCGAAAACUAUGAAAAUACUUUGAAAGUUUUACACAAUGCUGAUUCCUUAGAAUGCUGUGCGUUAACUAUUCAAGCUUUAUUGAAAAUGGAACGCCUGGAUCUCGCCAAAAAAGAAUUAAAACGAAUGGCGGAAAUCGAUGAAGAUUCCGUUUUAACUCAGUUAUCCACUGCCUGGGUCAAUAUUGGUAUCGGUUCGGAAAAACUACAAGAGGCCUAUUAUAUCUUUCAAGAAUUAGCCGAUAAGCAUACGGCAACACCAUUGCUUUUGAAUGGUCAAGCUGUUUGCCAUAUCGCACAAGGAAAAUACGAAGAUGCUCAAACAGCACUUCAAGAAGCUCUUGACCGAGACAGCAAUGAUCCUCAAACAUUGAUCAAUUUAAUUGUUCUCUCUCAAUUAACCGGCAAACCAACAGAAGUUUCCAAUCGUUAUAUAUCUCAAAUGAAAGAUUCACAUGGCAAUCACUCGUUUGUCAAAGAUUUAGCUAAUAAAGCUAAUGAACUAGAUCGUCUGGUUCGUAACUAUCAACCAAGUGUACCAUCUUAA